Molecule: messenger RNA, 1551 nt
Organism: Paramecium pentaurelia
Lineage: Eukaryota; Ciliophora; Oligohymenophorea; Peniculida; Parameciidae
Source: the annotation of a GenBank genome assembly
AUGUUUAAUUCAGUUCUAGAAACAAGAGGUGCUCAUAGGAUAAAAUUGGGUAUUAUGGCAUUCUCAGUGAUAACAAUCAGUCUCUCUAUUGUUUUUUUAGUGAACAUGAUUACUCCUUAUGGAAGAUUAACUAAAUCUUCUCCAGCAAGUACUUUUGCACAAUUAAUCUUCUGCAUCUUUGUCUAAAUGAGCUUGAUCUUUAGAUUAAAUGAUAUAAUGUAUCAGAAAAAGCAACCCUAAUAUAAACUUGGGCUAGAAAUUAUUAUUGCUGCAAUAGCAAUACUUUCAUUUAUAGAUUUUAUUUGUUGGUUCAUUAAUCCUGUUGCAAAUGUUCUUGCAGCAUUUAUAUGCUUAUUUACAUUUAUUAUUGCAGGCUUUCAAUCUACUUUAUGGAUUCUAUAGAGAAUUUAGAGCAGCCAAGGUGAAUAAGAGUUUGAUGCUAAUUUGACACAAUAAAUUUCGUAAAAUGAAAGCUCAAUACCAAAAACUUCAAAAUGUAUCAUAACUCUAGAGUAUAUUCUAUAUUCUUUUUUCUUUGUAUUGGUAAUCUUAAAUACCUGUUAAAUUAUACAUGAAGCAAAUCAUCCAGGAAGUUUAGGAGAAGGUGAAGAAUAUUAUACUGUCUAAAGUUAAGGUUAAGAUGUCAGAAUCCGUACAUAUUGUCUUGGAGAAAAGAAUUUACCAUAGAUUAUACUUGAGUCUGGAGGAGGUUCUAGUGGAAUAGAUUUUUAUGAAAUUUAAACUCAGCUUUCCACAAAUUAUAGAAUUUGUAGUUAUGAUAGGGCGGGAUAUGGAAUGAGUUGGUAAGCAGCUGCACCUUAGAGUUCUGAUAAUACUAUGAUUAUUGCUUAAUAAGUAAUGGAUAAGGUUGGUUUUAAUACUUCAGUACCUAAUUCUAUAGUUUGUAUUGGUCAUUCUGUUGGAGGAUAACUUUGUCGUUAUUAUGCAUAAUAUAUGACAAGUAUUUAAGGGAUUAUCUUAUUGGAUUCAGUGCCAGUAAUGAAUUGGUUUUAUUUGGUAGGAUAAUGUCAGAAUUAAACUGUGAAUUAAGUUUAUGCAUAAUAAUAAUCAACUUUGCCUCUUAUUAAGGCUAUGGCUUCUUUAUGGCCAUUCUAUAUAGAGACACCAUUUUUUAUGGCAAGAGAAGGAUUUGAACCUCAAAAUUUAUAAAGUUGGGUGAAUUGGUAAAUCACAACUACAAGAAAUUGGUAUUCAUAAUCACUUGGAUACGCAUCUGAACUUGAGGAAUGUUAAGAAUAAUGUAUGGAGUCAUCAAUCAUAAAUCCAUAAUCUAUGAUUAAUAAACCUAUUAUUGUUAUAACUGCAUAAAAUUAAUCUAUAACAUGUGCUGAUAGAAAUUUAACAGGUACUGAUUGCUAAUAAUAUGAAUGCACUUUUAAUAAUACAUUUUAAUUAGUAGUUAAUUAAUCACUCUUAGGUAAUUAAGUUAGCACCUAUGUUGAAUGCCCAGGUAUUUGCAAUCAUGAUUUUGUUUGGACAUAACCAGAUUUUAUAGUUUAACAAAUAGAAUAUUAUAUCCCAUUAUUCUGA